Messenger RNA from Theobroma umbraticum, 3737 nucleotides. RefSeq names its product Pentatricopeptide repeat (PPR) superfamily protein. The record is from RefSeq and is a predicted model, not a curated record. Lineage: Eukaryota; Viridiplantae; Streptophyta; Magnoliopsida; Malvales; Malvaceae.
GAAAAAGGCUUUUUCUCUUCUGGCCUUUUCACUAUUAUUACUUACUAUACACUCACUCCACAAAAGUCAGUCUUCCUUCGUUGGUUUUGAUUUUCUUUGUGGAAAAAUCCUUCCUUUGGUUUUGGUUUAGUCUCUUCGCCUUCCUUUCUCUCCAGUUUCUUGUCUCAAAACACUCUCUAAAACUCAGAACUUUGUUUCUUCUUGUUCAUAAUUGUUUUUGUCAUGGACCGCCAAGAUCAGGGAAAAAAUCAUUCCUCAGGGCAUGAGAGCCAUGGAGUUCAUUUGUGUCACAAAUGUGGGUGGACUUUUCCAAACCAACAUCCUAGUGCAAGACACAGGCGUGCUCACAAGAAGAUCUGUGGAAACAUUGAAGGUUACAAGCUAGUUGACUCAGGGGAUAUUACCCUUUCAACUGCUUCUGAUGAUGAAACACCUUCUGAUGAGGAUCACCAAUCCCCAAUUGCUCAAGUUCCAAAAGUUCUGGAAAGCGGUAGUCUGAAGAAAAGUAUCAGUGGAAUUGGAGCAAUGUCGAAUAGAUCUGAAGAUGAAGUCUUUUCAGAUGCUGCAAUGGAAUUUCAAGACAGUGGUAAGGGAAGGCAGGACAGUUUGGAUAAUGCUAGCAAAGCAGACAAGAUAGAUGAGAAGGAUCUUACUGCCACCAUUUCUUUUAAAGACUGUGAAGAUACCGAUAUUCUUCAACCACCACAGAAUCCAGCUGACACAAGCCAAAAUGUGAAUGCUGUUCUAGAAAAUAUUCCUAUUAUGUCGAGUGGCACACUGGAGCACCAAGACAUUGGCUUGAGCUAUAGUAAAGAUUCUGAUGAUAGGAAUGGUUCUGCAUGUGAUGUGGUCCUCACAAAACCAGAAACAAUAACAGGUGUCUCAGAAGAGAGCAGGAAAGUCAGUGCUGUGCAUAGUGUGGUAGAAUGCUCUAUUGAGCAAGAGACUGAUGCAAUUGAAAAUGAAAAAGGCAAGUUAAACAAAAACCUAGCGGGUGGCUCUGUUCUGCCUAGUCAACAUUGUGGCGAAUUAUCUGAAUCGGUAUUUGUGUCUGAAAAGAGACUGGAGGGAACUUCAGAUACAGUUCUGACUGAUGAUAUUGUUCAAUCAAAGGAAGAGUUUAGCGACAGGUUGGCUUCUAAGAUGGCAAUGAGUGAAAAUGGCGAGGAAGAGACUGAUGGAAAGGGAAACCCAAGAAAGAGAAACCUAAUGGAUGUUGUGGCAUCAAACUGUGAAUAUGCCAGUAUAACAUCUGAAAAGAGAGAGGAUAUAACUUCAGAGAGUGGGCUGGCUGACAAAAUUGUUGAAUUAGAGGAGAAUACUGAUAAAUUGGCCCUCAACAAGGUCAUAGAUAAUCUUUCCCUUAAAGAUGAACCUACUAAGCCAAUGGAUGUGUCUGCAGAUACCUUUCAAAUGAAGACUGAUGCAGCACAAGCUACAGACUUUGCCACUUCUGUCAAUUCAAAUGAGGUCUACGACAAAGAGGAAAAGGAAAAUGAAAGUGUUUAUGUGCUUUCAGUCCCUGAUGAUAUUCCUAUUGUUGACAAUGCUGAAAUCAAGCUUGAAGGUUUUAAAGAUCAUAAGGGAGUCAAAUUACCCCAAUUGGAGGCCUUGGCUUCUGAAGAAAUAAUCAUUGGUACGGAAUAUGAAGUCAGAGACCAUGUUUCUCAGGAGAAAUCAGAUACUUUCUGGUCAAAUCAGUUGGAUGAAAACAUUAAGGUAGAUACUUCACAAAUGCAUGAUGUUGAAGUUAGCCAUAAACUUGGUGGGGAUAAUGAGGCUAUGGUUAAAGAAGUGCUUGUUGAGGGGAAAGCUGAUGUGCUUGAGAUCAAUAAAGGGUCUAAUGCAUUAGGGUCUCCUGUUGAUGCUGAUACAAGUGAGAAUGAGAAGGACCACAAAGUCUACUCUCUUCAAGAACAGCAGCCUGUUUAUGUUACUGAUGAUUUACAUCAGACAGGUUUUUCGGGAAGCAUGAUAAAUGUUGUACCUGAUGUGAAUCCUAUGGUUCCUCCUGCAGAUGCUGAGGCCAGAAAGUUAAAUAAUGUAGUUGGCAGUGAUGAUAUGGGUAUUCCUGAAAGCACUAGAACUGGGGCAAUUGAUGUAGCAGGGAGCAACAAAGACAGGAGAAUUGAUGAUGGGAAUUAUGUGGAAAACACUGAAACAUUAUGUGAAUCUACUAAUAAUUCUUCUCUCCCCCAAACUAAUUCAGCAUCCAACUUAUUUGAAGUUGACAAUUCUAAUGAUAUUAGGACAAGAAAAGCUGAAAAAUAUGAUAUUGAUGUAGUUGAAAGUGGGGAAGGAUCGGAGGAGGGAUACAUUUCAAUGAAAACCAACUCUGCAUUUGAAUCCAGUAGCACUCAUCAUCAAUCCCCAGUUGUCACAGAAGAAGUGAAUAAUGAAUAUGUGAGAACCUUAUCUGAGACUGAAGGCCCACAGUUGGAUAGAGUUUCAAACAGUCAAGAUGACAUAAAGGAAUGCGAAAUAAAUAGGGAUAACAAGGUACAGGGAGAGUGUGCUGGUAAAGAUCUUAUGGCAUCUGCAUUAGAUCACAGUGGAGGAAAUGAAUUUGGGAGAACUUCAGAGGACCAGUUAAAGAAAGAGUUGAAUCAUUUGCCGUCAGAUGCCGAGCCUACCAGUCAAAGUUCUGGUGCUGUUGAUGAUAGCCAUACCGGAGGGUCUAGAGUGGAUGCUUCUGGGAUUAGCACCAUAACUUUGCCAGGAGAGGCUGAUAACGGCUUUGUUAAACAUCAACUUGAUACAACUGUAGUUGAUGUUUCAGUUGAAUCAAGUAGUCAAACUGAUAGUUUGGAAGGCCAAUGGGGAUCUGUUUCAGUUCUUUCAACUCAAUCAGAUUACCCAGCCGUUGUCGACACUGAAACUUUACCAUCAACUGGUUCACAUGCUUCGGCAGAAGCAGAGAAAGACAACAUAAAGAAGUCAAAACUUGCAUCUGAGGGACAACAUUUUGAUAAAUCAGAUGAAUUUGAGCCGCCAUCUUUCAUGACAUUGGUUGAGCCUGGAGGCGGUGACCAAAAAGUUGCUGCUUCUGAAAUCCAGACAGCACAAAACGAACAACACCCCAGAGCCGCACCUCUGCAAGCUGGCUGGUUUCCUUCUCUUGCUUACGUGGCAAAUGAGUCUCAAGGAAGAAAGAAGAAUGAAGAGAUCAUAGCAAAGGUAACUAACUGGAAUGCAAAGCAGCACACGCCUUUGAAGAACCUACUGGGUGAAGCCAACAGUGAAACCAAACCGAAGUCGCCUAACGCAAAAGAAAACCCAGCUGUUGUAAUUCCAAGAGAGGAAAAAGUAGCCAAAGAUAAUGGAGCGUUGGGUACCAAAGUCAGCUCAAUUCUGGGCCCUGAAACAUCUGUGGCUGAGCCAACCAAUACGGAAGCAGGGAAAGAAUGGAACUCGCCUGCAAGGUAUCCAGCUGAUAUUAAGACAGAGAAAAGGAAGGUGAAGGGUAGGCCCCUAUGGGUACAGUUUGUAUGCUGCUCAUCUGUAAAUUAGUAUUAUAAAGUUCUCCAGGACUGAAUUAAGAGACGUUACUGAGUGGGGGUGCCUUGAUGCUGCAGCAUUACUUGUAGCCAAGUGGUUUUUAGCCUUGAAUUUUGUUCAGUGUUGAAAAUUACCACCCGCAUCCAGUGUUAGUUGUAAUUUUGUGCCCAUAAGUGAACUAUUAAGUUGAGGGAUUGAACAAAUUUUAGUAAUGCUAAGCGUAUCUCGUGUUCUUUGUA